This is a messenger RNA of Pyricularia oryzae 70-15, 441 nucleotides long. RefSeq lists its product as uncharacterized. The coding region runs from base 1 to 441 and encodes 146 amino acids. The transcript is spliced from 2 exons. The record is from RefSeq and is a predicted model, not a curated record. NCBI's taxonomy places the organism in Eukaryota, Fungi, Ascomycota, Sordariomycetes, Magnaporthales, Pyriculariaceae.
AUGGCGUCCCGGGCAGCGGCAGCGCACGCAUCGCGCGUCAAGGUCCGUCGCUAUAUCGUCACGGGCGGCGUGGCGACCACUGUCUUUCUCGGGAGUAUCUACGGCGCCGGGCUCAAGAUCCAAGGCGAGGCCAAGACUGAGCGAAAAGCAUUUGUCGAAGCCUCGUUAGAAGAGCAGAUUGCCGUGCUCGAGGAGCGCAGACAAUACUUGGUGAGCCAACGUGCUCCCUUUGAGAGGAAGCUGGUCAGACUGCAUGAACGCAUGGCUGCGAAGAAAGAGGCAGAGCAGCAGCUGCACAACGGACAGCAGAUGGAGGUGAAGCCAGACACGAGGCCAAUGCGGAACGGUACAUUUGUAGAGGCCAGUAGCACAGCCGAUUCAAAGACUGUUGGUGAUACUCAGUCAACAAAAAGUGGCUCGAGGUGGUGGCCAUUUUCUUAG